UCUCCUGAAGCCUUCGCGUCAGUGUUCAUAAGGAAGUGUCUCCUCUCUCGAGCACCAGAGUGUUUGCGGCUGCCUGCUAGCAGGAGUGGAAAACCGAAGACAUGAGACUCUUUGCUUUACUAACAUGCUUGUUGGUGGGCUGCCUGGCCGAGAAGCCUCACCCAUGCACAAGUCCUGCUCUUCUGAGUGGAGCUCUCACUGUGUCCACACAGAAUGAAAAGCUGUGGACCUAUUCCCAGUACAUGUAUGAUGCACUGGGACAGCGGAUAAGGCUCAAGGAGAUGGGCACUUAUGAGAAUAAGAGCUUCACCUAUGAUGCUCUUCUGCUCUUCAGAGAGGCCACCAUGUUUGAGAUUAACAAUCAUGACCGUACAUGCAAGAAAAAGCCUCUGAAGGUGGACUUCCAGCCUUUGGAAAUCCCAAAAACAGCAUCUCUGCUGGGUCAGGCUGUUAUUGGCAGCUCAUCUGGACCUGGACAAGGACUCCUGGUCAACACCUGGAUAGGUGAUCUGCCCAAAAAAGCAGGAAAGUUCAUGAGCACAGUCACUGAGUUCGGAUGCAUCCCUGUCAGCAAUGUGUACCACACUGACCAGUUUGGAUGGGUGCUGACAAGCUUCUUUAACAACGUCAUUGGGUUGUCGGACCCUAGUCAGCUCAACCCUCCAGACUUCUGCCCAGAUGCAGAGAUGGAGAGCACAGAGGAGCCAACAGACUUCCUCAGCUUGUUCCUUAGUAACCAUUAAGGACCUCCUUUAACUAAUGCCAUUAACCUUCUUUGAGAUUUGAAAUAAAAAUAAGUGGGGCCAUUGAAUCAUAAUCAUUAAAAAAGCAUCUUAGACUAAAAAUUGCAGGAUUUUACAUGAUUUCACAAUUUUUUUUGUUUUGUUUUGUUUUGUUUUGUUCAUAGUAACUACACAGAGCUUGACUCUUCUUCUCAGCUUGUUUUAGCAUCUUUAAUCUUUAGUGUAAUUGUCCUUUUACAGGCUCUGGACUCCAAAUUAAUGCUAAUGUCACUCAGUAGAUAUGUUAGUCAGUCAUUUUUACUACCUUCAACUGUUUUUUAAAAAUCAGUUAAUGCAGCUUUAAAUUGAAUGCCAGUAUACACAGUAAAGGUGGGGAGAAGUAUUCUCUCAGAUGCAAAAUAAACAAGCAUCUGCAGUCAGUUGUCUUUGAUAACAUCAUCAUUAUGAUUGUAUUUACAUUACUGUUACAUACACAGGACAUUAUCUCAUAUUUACAUACUUGCACACUACCAUUUUCUAACAAUAUACUGUGUGACUACAUGCAAUUUUUAUCAAUAAAAAUAUAAGAAUACAAAACA
Molecule: messenger RNA, 1321 nt
Organism: Lates calcarifer (barramundi perch)
Lineage: Eukaryota; Metazoa; Chordata; Actinopteri; Centropomidae
Product: ependymin-2
Exons: 6
Coding region: 102-743 (213 amino acids)
Biological process (GO): cell-matrix adhesion
Cellular component (GO): lysosome; extracellular region
Molecular function (GO): calcium ion binding
Source: RefSeq, a predicted model, not a curated record